Molecule: messenger RNA, 1083 nt
Organism: Neopsephotus bourkii (Bourke's parrot)
Lineage: Eukaryota; Metazoa; Chordata; Aves; Psittaciformes; Psittacidae
Gene: TNFRSF9
Product: TNF receptor superfamily member 9
Exons: 6
Coding region: 9-929 (306 amino acids)
Biological process (GO): regulation of cell population proliferation
Cellular component (GO): external side of plasma membrane
Molecular function (GO): cytokine binding; signaling receptor activity
Source: RefSeq, a predicted model, not a curated record
CUGACCCCAUGGGAGCGUCGGCAGCGCGGGCGCAACUGCCGCUGCUGCCGGCAGCGGUGCUGGCGCUGGCGCUGAGCCCGCAUCCCGCGGCCGCGGUGCCGUGCGGCGCUGCCUGCCCAGCGGGUGAGGCCCGGGCCAGGCGGGGCAGGGACUGGCCGGGGCUCCGGGCGAGGCCCCGCGGCAGCCACUCUGUGUCUCGGCCCGCAGGUACCUUCGUGGCGAGCACGGACUGCUGGCGGGGCGGCCGCUGCCGGCCGUGCCCUCCCGACACGUUCUCCAGCGAGGCGGGACUCGACGUUUGCACCCUGUGUCGGAAGUGCGAAGGAAUAUUCAGGUAUUUAAAAGAAUGUACCUCGAAAAGUGAUGCUGUAUGCACGUGCAAGGAGGGGUACCGCUGCAGUGGCGACAGCUGCUCCCGCUGCGACCGGAGCUGCGGCGUGGGCCAGGAGAACACCAGGAGUGGUUGCAGAGCUUGCCGCUAUGGAACUUUUAAUGAUCAGCCUGAUGGCUCCUGUAAAAACUGGACCAAGUGCUCUGCAAACCAAGUCCUGGAGCCUGGAACUGAAGCAAAAGAUGUCAUUUGCAAACACGAUUCAGAUAAUCCCACUUUAGUCACUACUCUAUCUACCACGGCUCCUGCAAUUCCAUUUUCUAUCACUGUGCCAGGGAAGGACCUCCAGAUGGACAUUGUCAGAGUUUCUCUUGCUGUAGCUGGGUUGUUGUGCAUAGUGUUUCUGCUGCCUUCAUGCAUAUGCUUCAGUAUCUGGCAGAAAAAGAAACUACGUGCUGUCUUCAAGAAAAUGCAUACAGUAUCUGAACAGUCAAUUCAGGAAGAUGAUGCCUGCAGCUGCCGCUUCCCUGAGGAAGAACAAGGUGAAUAUAAGGAUUGUGGCAAAUCCAUGGAAUUCAGAGAUCUUUUGGUGAACUAGGAACUGGACUGUCGAGGUCAUCCACACUGGGAUUUCCUUUUGGAACAGGGACCUGUUUAUAUAAAUAGAGGGUAUCAGAACUUGUGAUUUUCUGAGGGUUAAAUAGCAGCCACUGAGGGAAAAGUGGAUCUUCUCCAUAUCUCAAAAAAACAAA